Molecule: messenger RNA, 610 nt
Organism: Podospora bellae-mahoneyi
Lineage: Eukaryota; Fungi; Ascomycota; Sordariomycetes; Sordariales; Podosporaceae
Exons: 2
Coding region: 460-570 (36 amino acids)
Source: RefSeq, a predicted model, not a curated record
CCACAUUUCGUAAUCUCGCCCUGGCGUCACAGCGUGGACCCCUAAAACCCCGUCUUUGUUGACGUCCCCCCGACGUCAUCCACCCAAAAGCCCUCCCCGAUCAGCCACCAGGAUAAGAUCCGCCCAACACGCGGCCCCGGACCGUCCAUAGGUUUGAAUAAGAUUCCUGCUGCCUUGACAGCCCCAUCAUCAACUAUAUAGCCCCUCCUCCCGGAAGUUCCCCGUCUUACCUUUCCUCCCUCAACUUGAACCGUGAUUUUCGUUUCUGCAAUUUCCCACAGCAAAAAAAUAUCCUCAUCGUACAUCAAUCGAGAAUCAUACUUGGUUUGAGAAAGAACAAAGAAACAACCCCCCCCCCCCCAACACACACACCACCACCACCACCACCACCACCACCACGAUGAGUGACUGCGGCUGCUCAACCUCAGGAACGUGCACCUGCCCCAAGGGCCAGUGCACAUGCACCAACUGCCCUCACCCCAAGGAAGACAAAUAACCCUAUCACCGACCGACCGAUCAUUUUUGCAGGUGGAGGGAGGGGAGAGACGCAACAACUUGGCAAGCACAUAACACUCUUGUGGUGCUGAUGACGACCAGCAGAAAUAUCCGU